Molecule: messenger RNA, 429 nt
Organism: Paramuricea clavata
Lineage: Eukaryota; Metazoa; Cnidaria; Anthozoa; Malacalcyonacea; Plexauridae
Source: the annotation of a GenBank genome assembly
AUGUGGAAUGAUUCUAAAGAUUCCAAAAACUCCGAGAAACCUAAGAAUUUCGAGAAAUCCAAGAAAUCUCUACCCGUGAUCGAAGUGACACUCAGUGAAAACGAACCUCAGCGCUUCAGUAUUAUUCCUCCAGAGAUGCUAAAGUCGAGCAGCGAGGUUUCAAUGGGAGGACCUGGGAACGAGGACACUGGUACACUAAAGGUCAGUGAUAACUUUACCGAGGAGUGCAUGAAGUUAUUGAAUAAUAACUUGAGUUCAGCAUCGGAGGAUAAUAAUGAUGAAUACAACCCUGCAGAAAAAGACGUUGAAAGAUAUGGCAGCCUGCCCGAAGCUGAUCGUAGAUCACCAGAAGUUGAUGAUGGUCGAAAUAGUUUACCUGAGGCGGAGGGUCCAUCACCAGAAACUGAUAAAUUGUUACAAAUUAAGUAA